AUGAAUUUAUGUGAUGCCUCCAGCAAGAAGAUUCAGUUCAGGAAAACGUUAAGCCGUUCAAACAAGAUCCCUGUCAAGUCCAUCAAGAGCCCUGAUGGUGAUAUUAUUGAUUGUAUCAACAUUUAUCAUCAACCAGCGUUUGAUCAUCCUUUGCUCAAAAAUCAUACCAUUUUGAUGAGGCCUAGUUUGCACCCUCAGAAAGGACCAAUUGGUGAGGGUGAACUGUUCAAAACCAAUGCUCAUGGCCAAGAGGAUGAAAAACCAUUUGCUCAGUUAUGGCAGCUGAGUGGGGAAUGCCCUGAAGGAACUAUUCCUAUUACAAGGAACCAGAAAGCAAGAAAUUUCAAGAGAUAUGCAAAGAAGAAGCACAAAAGCUUUUCCCAUGGCCAGCUUGAUGACCCUUCUACUCACGAGCAUGCAGUUGCAUCUGUCCAAAAUAACGUGUAUUUCGGAGCAAAGGCAACCAUAAACGUUUGGCAACCCCAAGUUCAGACCAGUGGUGAAUUUAGCUUGGCUCAAAUAUGGGUUCUUGCAGGUGCUAAUUCAUUUCUGAACAGCGUUGAAGCUGGUUGGAUGGUAAGUCCAAGUCUAUAUGGAGAUAACAACACAAGACUCUUCACUUUCUGGACAAGAGAUGGUUAUCAAUCCGUAGGGUGCUACGACUUGUUCUGCCCUGGCUUUGUUCAGACCAAUACAACAAUUGCAUUGGGUGCCACCAUUUCACCUGUUUCUACCUAUCAUGGUGCUCAAUAUGAUAUCAUCCUAUGUAUCUUUAAGGAUCCAAAGCAAAAUGCGUGGUGGCUACAAUAUGGGAAUGACGGUGUAAUUGGUUAUUGGCCUGCUUCCUUAUUUACAAGCCUCGCAGACAGUGCUUCACUAAUUCAAUGGGGUGGAGAGGUGGUAAAUACUGCUCAAGGUGGGCAACACACCACAACUCAAAUGGGCAGUGGCCAUUUUGCUGAAGAACAAGCUGGAGGGGCAAGUUACUUCAAGAAUCUUCAAGUAGUUGAUCAAUCCAACACUUUGGUCCCUCCUGGUGACAUCACAUCUACAGCUCAAAAGCCGAAUUGCUACAACAUACUACUUGCAAAGAAUGAUGAUGCCGGAGAUUUCUUUUUCUAUGGUGGACCAGGAAGAAAUCCUAAUUGUCCAUGA
Messenger RNA from Coffea eugenioides, 1155 nucleotides. RefSeq lists its product as uncharacterized. The coding region runs from base 1 to 1155 and encodes 384 amino acids. The record is from RefSeq and is a predicted model, not a curated record. Lineage: Eukaryota; Viridiplantae; Streptophyta; Magnoliopsida; Gentianales; Rubiaceae. The transcript is spliced from 7 exons.